UCGGCAGCGAUAACUGCACUUCUCUGCGUUUGACAAAUUUAGGACUAAACGUCAGUCGAGGAAAGACCGCGCAUCGUAUGAUCGGAUCAUAAGAUUAUUCCAAGUGCUGACGGCCUGUCAAACUGAUCGUUGCAGGACGCCCGUGUCUGGUGACGUGUCGUUAUAUCCAUACCUGUGCUCACCUGUGUGUACUCCGGGUUUGUAAACAUGGUUGGUAACAUCAGAGCGCUGUGGCGCCAAUUUCCGGUCAAACAGGUCGCAAUUUUAGGGGUGCUCCUGUCGAUAGGGUCCAUCGGUGGAAGCACCAUACACCCAUUUCUCCCGUUCCUCACCCACGACUUCUUUCCUUACUUGAAGAGUAACCAGAUAGGGUACUAUGCCGGGUUCCUGACCAGUGCGGGCUCUACUGGUGUGUUUCUCGGAUGUUUUAUGUGGGGGAAACUAUCGGACAUUGUUGGCAGAAGACCCAUCCUGCUGAGUUCGGCCACGGCGAUAUUGGUAGGCACGAUGCUAGUGGGCUUCAGUUUCUCCUUCCUGUGGACCGUGGGCGUGAUGUUUUUUGAAGGGCUACUGAACGGCAAGCUGGGCGUGGCCAAGACGUACCUGUACGAGAUUUGUCCUCCCAAGUUCCAUUCAUUUGCCUUUUCUGUUGUCGGUCUUCCUAGCUCGGUGGCCCAAUUUGUGGGCCCUUCACUGGGUGGAUUUUUGGCCUGCCCGGCUACAAGAUUCCAGACGUUCGACAAACCUGUCUUCAAGCAGUUCCCGUACCUGCUGCCCUGCGCCGUAGCGGCAUGUGCACAGUUCUGCAUUCUGAUAGGAGGCUGCUUUUUGCUGGGUGAAUCUCUGGAAAAAAGCCCCAAAGAUGAGUACAUCGACCUAACCGAAGUGUCUUCCCGAGACGCACCAGAAGACAAAGACAAACGUCCACGACAAGAGGAGUCCACGUGCAGCCUGCUGCGGGACAGACUGGUGCUGAUCCCCUGUGCGCUGUACGCUCUCCUGGCGCUGGUGACCAUCUGCAAUAAUCAGAUGUUACCCCUCCUCCUGGUGUCUGACUCCCAACAUGGCGGCUACAACUUUGAUGCUGCGGAGAUUUCCAUCGUAUCGACCACUCACGCCAUCUACAGUGCUGUUACACACGUAACGAUAACCCCUUAUAUUGCGUCCAAGUUCACCUACAAGACGGUGUUCCUGUCUGGAGUUGUGUUGUACGCAGUGGGGAUCAUCUUGCUUCCGUCCAUGGUCAACAUCACAGGUGCAGUGAGGAGUCAACAACUUCUCCAAACAGCGAACUCUAGCGAUUUGACACUGAACUUCACGGCUGCUCCUGGGCAAUUUUCGACCUCGCCACUAGGAACAGAAAGUUACAUACAGCCAACGACAGAAAUGAACGCGACAGUUACCGGCCAGUGUCGGCUAGCCGGGGACAGGAGGAAGACCUCCCAGCAUAAGGCCUCAGACUUGCCCGCCAGAGUUUGGGGUCCACUGCUGCUUGUGUUGACGGUGAUGGAACAGGGAAGCACACAGUCAUACCUGGCCGUCAUCGUGAUGGUGGGAAACGCCGGUGUGCAAUCCAACCGGGGGACAGUUAACGGCAUCGCGCAGACCCUGGCGGCGCUGUCCCGGCUGGUGGGACCGGCGGUGAGCGCCAACCUGUUCGCCUGGACCACCGAUAACGGGUUGCCCUGGCCGCUGGAUCACCACCUGUCCUUCUAUCUGGUGGCCGUCCUGUGUAUCCUCGUGGCGGUCCUCUGCGCAAGUCUACCGGCUUCCAGCAACCUGCCCAGGGCCGACAGUCUCACAGUAUCAGAGGAGGGCGACAGAAGGGAGGAACCCAUGUUAGAAGGAACACUGUAUCCAUUGAUGGACAAAUAAGCAAAAAGCACCGUUUUAUUUGAUCAGCGUCUUAUUGUUUAACAUAUAGAGACAGCACCUCAACUGGUGAAGUUUACAGAACGGAUAGGUAGAGUCAAGCAAACAUCCAAAUGAAGACCUCCUAACUG
Molecule: messenger RNA, 2003 nt
Organism: Branchiostoma belcheri (Belcher's lancelet)
Lineage: Eukaryota; Metazoa; Chordata; Leptocardii; Amphioxiformes; Branchiostomatidae
Product: probable peptide/nitrate transporter At3g43790
Exons: 15
Coding region: 208-1875 (555 amino acids)
Biological process (GO): transmembrane transport
Molecular function (GO): transmembrane transporter activity
Source: RefSeq, a predicted model, not a curated record